Molecule: messenger RNA, 3390 nt
Organism: Phoenix dactylifera (date palm)
Lineage: Eukaryota; Viridiplantae; Streptophyta; Magnoliopsida; Arecales; Arecaceae
Biological process (GO): protein phosphorylation; signal transduction
Cellular component (GO): cytoplasm
Molecular function (GO): ATP binding; protein binding; protein tyrosine kinase activity
Source: RefSeq, a predicted model, not a curated record
CUCUCGCCCUCGCCCUCGCCCUCGUUCGCUCGCUUUGUGAAACCCUAACCCUAACCCUCCCAUCUCUCGCCAUGAAAGAACCUGCUCCUCCUCGCUCCAAGAAGCCGCCGUCCCCUCAGAAGCUAAGGCUUCGCUGUAGCUUCGGCGGAGCCUUCGUCCCUCGUCACCCCUCCGGCGAGCUCCGCUACGUCGGCGGAGAGUCCCGGAUCAUCUCCGUCGACCGCCGCGGCAUCGGCCUAUCUAAGCUCGUUUCCAGGCUCUCCGAGCUCUGUCCCGACUGCUCCUUCUCACUCAAGUACCACCUCCCGGAAUCUCCCUCGUCUCAGCCGGAGCUGAUCUCGAUCAGUAACGACGAAGACGUGCGGAUCAUGGUUCGCAACCACGAUCGGCUCGCCGCCCACGGGAAGGCAUAUCGCCUCCGUGUGUUCCUCUGCGACGUGACGCCCUCCCUUGCCGGGUACGUUUGGCCGAGAAACCCUACCUCUGGUACUCGUACUGGUUCUUGUUCUCAACUAGGAGUUCCCGUCGGGGAGAGAAAGACUUUUGAUGGAGGGGAUGCCUUAGGAGAUCUGACUGCAAGGACUUUCGGAAAAACAUGCGGGGAUUCCUGUGAAUCUCUGGGUAGCAAGGUGUUUCGGACUCAAAUUACGACCACCCACGAGAAUGGGAUCCAAUAUUUUGGUGUUUCGACGGCCCGUUCUCCGGGGUUCGGGAAUCCUGAAAGUCUUAAUCGGGUUUCCCUAAAUGGAUUCAAGGAAGAUUCUGUCUGCGGGGUUGGAUUCGACCAAUCAGGUGGAGCUGCCUCCAGUCUUGGCCAAGUCGACAGUCAUGAUGUCCAAUCUUCCGGUCCUUAUACCUCUGCACCAUACACGAGAAAAACUGAGAAUUAUACUGCUAGGAACACGAACAGAGAGAAUGUUUUCCCAUGGAAGGCUGAUCAUGCUACUGUCAAGACUUGCUUUGCACCUGUUUCCUUGGGCAAUCAAUCAUAUAGGGGGGUGUUUCAGUCCCAACUUUACAGCGGAAGUGAUGGACAUUCUGACUUAUCUCAUUGCAUGACUAAAAAUCAUCAGUGUGGUGGUCAGCACAAUAGAUUCCAUGGCACUGGUCCAUGUAAUAUGUGUGGUUGUUGGAUCGGAUUGAAUGAUGUUGCAGCCCAGCAAUUCUGUGAUGGGAAGUUUUGCUUGCCAAGAUUGAGUUUUUCAAAGUUUGUGGUGCCAAGAGCUCAUCAAACCCAACUGACAAAGCCAAUAAACUUUGGGAGCAAUAGAGGUGUAUUGAGAGAACAAAGAUUGCGGCCAAUGCCAGGACAGGGUGAUCUUCCAGAUGUGGGAUUCGAACCGCAGAAACUUCAAGGGAGGUCAGUAAACUAUAACUGUUUAGACCAGCCAGAUGAUGUUGGCAUUAGCCCCUCUCUCCAUUCAGACACCAUGAGCAUUAGGGAUAAUCUUUUAAGCAAAUCUAGGAUAGCAAAGCCAAAUACUCAUUCUCAUGCACCUUAUCGAAACAAUCCUUUCAGUGAUGCGAACCAUUGCCCAGUUCAGUGUGAUGAGAGCGCAUACUGUGACGUUGUCCAUGCAAACAGCUCUUACGAUUUGGAUAACAACUCAGGCUUUUUGGAACCAGACAAGAGAAAUAAUGCUAAUGCAGCACUUUCAAUUUUGUCCUUUUCAUAUGGCCUGCUAAGAAAGGAUGUAGAAGAAGUUGAUGUGAAGUUGAGAAAAAUCAACAUGAUGCCACAGUCUGAUAUUGUUGCUAAAUUGGAUGACAUCUUUGAACCUGUAGAGUCAUCAAUCUAUGAUACUUCUGUCAUCAAUCUUUCUGACAUUAAAGCCCCAUUGGAUCUUCCCAUGCAUGCUUUAUCAUUAUCUUCUGCUACCGAAGCUCAUCCGUCAGCACCGGCUUCAUCUGAUAAUAGCAACAAUCUGCUAGAAUCUGAUGACUUUGCUCCCAGUGUUAUUGCAUCACCGCCAAAGGAUGAAACAGGGCUCCAACUAAAUAACGUGCAUCUGAUAGAGGAGAAUCCUUUCAUCUCGGGGCGACUUGUUGGAAAUAUAGCUGGAGAAACAAGUAAAGAGAAUGCAUUUGGGCCAAGAUUACUUUGGGAGUCGUCACAGCCAUUGAGCUCAUUGGUGGCACUGGUAUCUCAUGGCACAGAGAAAGAACUUGCCUAUAUUAAGCAGGACCACGAGACCAUGCUGUCCCCUACUUAUGUGGAAGAGAAGUCUGAUGUGUCCGGAUCCACAAGCAUAUGCUCCAAGGAAGCAAACGAAACUAUCAGUAAAGUUUCAGCAGUUUAUCCUCAUUUGGCUAUGCAAGAGCUGCAGAUGAUAAAAAAUUCUGAUCUGGAAGAAAUACGAGAGCUGGGAGUGGGUACAUAUGGAACUGUUUUCUAUGGUAAAUGGAAGGGUUCUGAUGUUGCAAUCAAGCGUCUAAAGCGAAGCUGCUUUGCCGGUGGUGAAUUGGGAGAAGAGCGCAUGGUCACAGACUUCUGCAAAGAGGCUUGUUUGCUGGGUCAACUUCACCACCCAAAUGUGGUUGCAUUUUAUGGUGUGGUUACAGAUGGCCCGGUGACAAAUUUGGCUACAGUCACAGAAUACAUGGUGAAUGGCUCCCUAAAACAAGUUCUGAAAAGAAAAGAUAGAACUGUUGAUCGUCGGAAGAGGCUUAUUAUAGCGAUGGAUGCUGCAUUUGGCAUGGAGUACAUUCAUGAGAAAAAUAUUGUUCAUUUUGAUUUGAAGUCUCAUAACUUAUUGGUAAAUAUGAGGGAUCCCCAGAGACCAGUUUGCAAGAUAGGAGACUUAGGCUUGUCAAAGGUGAAACGGCAAAAGUUAGUUUCUGGUGGGGUUCGAGGAAGUAUUCCUUGGAUGGCCCCUGAGCUUUUGACUUGUGAAGACAGCAUGGUGACAGAGAAGGUGGAUGUAUAUUCAUUUGGGAUCGUCAUGUGGGAACUUUUAACUGGGGAAGAACCAUAUGAGAACAUGCAUUUUGAGGAUAUAAUAGCUGGUAUAAUUAAGGGUGACCUGCGGCCUGAGAUACCGACCUGGUGCGACCCUUUAUGGAGGUCAUUGAUGGAGAGAUGCUGGUCAACUGAUCCUGCUUCGAGGCCAUCCUUCUCCGAGAUUGCUAAGGAACUGCGUGCCAUAGCAGCAUCAAUCAAUAUCAAGUAACAGGCAGUUGCCGGAUUCAGGCAUAUGUGAAAUGAGAAGAAGUAUGUACAGUUCGAGUGGUGCGGGGUAGGAUCCCUCAUUGUAAGCACCCUUCGAAAUGCCGGGACGUAGCUGUGUCUGCCAUCCUGUGCUAGAAGUUGAAGUGGUUGGCUUCUGUACAAAACAAACAGGCAGAUUUUUUAUCUCAAUAUUUGGGAGAUAGUGAUAUGGGUUAAUGCGA